Pungitius pungitius (ninespine stickleback) is the source of this 3505-nucleotide messenger RNA. It is a transcript of the gene mrm2, whose product is annotated as mitochondrial rRNA methyltransferase 2. The record is from RefSeq and is a predicted model, not a curated record. Lineage: Eukaryota; Metazoa; Chordata; Actinopteri; Perciformes; Gasterosteidae. The coding region runs from base 87 to 800 and encodes 237 amino acids. Gene Ontology annotation, molecular function: rRNA (uridine-2'-O-ribose)-methyltransferase activity. Gene Ontology annotation, cellular component: mitochondrion. The transcript is spliced from 3 exons. Gene Ontology annotation, biological process: RNA methylation.
CAUAUAAUAAUGAUGCACAGUAGGAACCAACGGUGACUUGUGUUUCCACGUGCACCUUUGCACGGCUCAGCAGAGUAAGCAGAGUGAUGUGGUGCGUCUACCUUCAGAGGAGACCCUUCCACUGCUCCCUGAGCUUCAUGAAGAAGCAGACGGGGAAGACUCCCGCCGAGCAGCGCUGGCUGCAGCGGCAGCGCAAGGACCCGUAUGUCAAAGCGUCCCACGCGCAGCACUUCCGGUGCAGGAGCGCCUUCAAGUUGCUGGAGAUGGACGACAAGUUCCGGCUCCUGCAGCCGGGCCGCAGCGUGGUGGACUGCGGAGCUGCACCCGGAGCCUGGAGCCAGGUGGCCGUCCAGAGGGUCAACUCAGCCGGGACAGAUCCAGCGCUACCUCGCGGUUCGGUCGUUGGCGUCGACCUGCUGAACAUACCGCCUCUGGACGGCGCCCACUUCCUGUCCAGCCACGACGUCACCGACCCCGCCACGCGGGCCAAGCUGCGGGAGCUGCUCCCCGGCGGCCGCGCCCACGUCAUCCUGAGCGACAUGGCGCCCAACGCCAGCGGUUUCCGGGAGAUGGACCACGAGAGGCUGGUGGCCAUGUGCCUGUCUCUGACGGACCUGGCCGAGGGGGUUCUGCAGCCGGGCGGCUCGCUGCUUUGUAAAUACUGGGACGGGAUCCUCGCCCGCAAACUCCGGGAGGAGCUCGCCGGCGUGUUCGGCAACGUUCUGACUUUGAAGCCAAACGCCAGCCGGAAGGAAUCGGCUGAGAGACGUAACACAGCGGCCACGGCAAAUCCGUCCUGAUCCAAAGCAUCUUCAGCGCGACGCUCCAUGAGAGCCCCGUCUUCUCCGCCGUCGGUUCGGUCCACGCGGCCCGUCGGCUUUUUGCUGCGGGAAGCGAUUCACCAGUCGCGCUCGUGCUGAUGAAUCCGCGCUGGUCAGCCGCGUUGAAGUGUACGUAAUCACUCUCCCACUGGGAGCUUAUGGAGGGGCGAGCUAAUGCAGAGACACGCGUACGGCGGGGCGGGGGGGGGGGCCCAACGGGUCCAGGUGGGGCCGAUACAGAGUCUCGGGCCGUUCGGGCAGACUGAGGAGUUCCCCUUAUGGGUCUUCUCUAAAUCACCGUGUUGGACACUUUGGAAAGGGGCCGUUAAUUCGCUUUGUUCCCCCGGUCUGUUUGGCGGUGAUCUGAUCCCGGUGAUUCGAUCCCGGUGAUGUCACCGCGCAGAACCACCGGCGAUGGAAUAAUGGAAUAAGAGGACGUUUCCUAUCAAAGCCGCAUCAAGGAAGACACCACUCAUGAAUUUGACGUGUCACAGGGGCCUGUGGAGGGAUUCGCAGCAUUGUCUAACGGUGACAUGUGUGCCUCAGUGCCUCCUUUUUUAUUAGCGACGUCGUAUUUGAGCCCCUUGCUCUCUCUUCUUCAGUCGCCAUUUUUCUUGUGCAUGUUCAAAUAUAUAUAUAUAUAUUUUUUAGGCAAAUUUAUGCCUCCAUUGUUGGCAAAGUGAGAUCAAUAACAGCCUGUUAUAAAACAUAAUUUUUCUUACUUGAUUAAGUCUCUGACAAGUUGAAAAAUACAACACUGUAUUUCAAAAUAAAAGGCAAGUAGAUGAUACUUUACAGGAGUCCUUGUUUUACAGUGUUGGCUGGGCUUCACUUUUGAUGUUUUGAGUCACAUAAACCUCUGAAAAUGGCUCCUUGAUGACUCUUUAGGAGCCGCUUUAUGAGCCCGCCUUAAAUCACACGGCCUGACGUUUGGAGGGAACAAAAAUGCUGCUUAAUUGCAAACUCGAGGAAAAGAGUCCGGGCGAGGACUGAUGAAAUAUCGAUACGGUUCUAUCUCUAUAAACACUUUAUUGAUUCUCAAAUCCCCUUUUUAACCAUCGAUAGUUUACAACUAUCAAUGUAUUAAAGUUGUGUGGUAGACCGGAGCUCACAUAGCACAAAAUGUGACGUUGGAAGUUAAAAGUCUAUCAAAAGAUGCAGAUCUCACCGCACUGCAUGCAAUAAAAAAAAAAAAAAAAGUAAACUCUUGAGUAUAUGAAUGUCAGUGUUUUCCUUUUUUAUACGAAGUUUUCUUAAAAUCGAAGAAAUCCUAAUCUCUUUCAUUAUGAUAAUAUAUUGAAGCCCCGUCAUGAUUCAUGCCGCUCCAGCCACUCGGCAGAAUUAGGCUGCUCUAAAGCUGACGAGUUUAUUCACUCAUCUGUCUUUUUGAAAGGAUUUUUGUCACAGCAGUUGUCCCUCAACUUGUUAUUAUGAUGGUCUUGGUUUUCACUUUAGACAUAAUUACCUGAAAGUCUUUGGAUCCCCGGUAAAAGCAUGCAAUUACUGGGGUUUAACCUUGUUUGAUGGUGGGUUAAACCAUCUGCUGCUCUUGGAGGGGGGGGGGGAAGAAACGUUGUUGCCCACAGGAGGCAACAACGUUGCUUUAUAUGCAAAGAAAAAAGUCCAUAAAAAUAGUUUAUUCAUCCCGCGAUUAUUCAUUAAAGUCCCUGAAAUUAAAAAAUAAAAAGAAGCAGAUAGAAAGCAGUGUUUUAUUUACAGGCGUUUGGGCCCUUUUGGUUCGACCCACCUUUCCCAUCACCGUGAGGCCGCUGUUUCGUUCACAGAUUGAUGACCAGACGGGAGGAUGUUGAGGAUGCUGCAUAAUGCCGCAGAUAACCUUUUGAGAAGAGAUUAUGCAUCUGUAUCGUACUUGUUUUUUAAGAUUAAGUGAAUUUAGAUAAUACAAAUAAGACAUUGCACUUUCUGUAAUUCAAUCGAGUCAGUUGGCCUUUCGGUCUGAAUUUACGCGUCUAUUAACCUAACGGUAAAUUACACUUAAACAAACUCCCUCAUAUUACCGACAACGUAUCGUAUUGCUCGUAACUGGAUCUUUUGGAGUCUGAUUGAGCCACAAAAUGAAAACUAGAAGCUUAAUCAAAUUAGCAUUUAUGGCAGCAAAAGGAAGAGAAUGAAUGAAUUCACAAGGCUGCGAUUUGGUCUUUCUGUCUCCGGAGUGAUGAGUAAUGCUGUAAGAAAUGAAACAUUCACGCCUCCUGGUUAAAUAAGCCGCAGAGACUGACCUCCGAAGAGGAUUGUUUGGUAUAAACGGAAGCAGCCGAAGCGGAAAGAUGCAAACAGAUGAUCAAUUUUACCUCUCAUCGCUUGUUGAUUAUUCACUUUUUUUGCUAUUUAGAUUCAAAUUAUUUCUAAAUUACUCUGGGAUUUAUGUUAAUUGCACUGAGCGGAGCAGCCAGACUGGAGAUGAAUGAUGAUUCAUUCACAGGUUAAUUCAUUCUUCUCCAGCUGCAGGUUCACAUCCAAAUAUUAGUAUUUAAAAAGAGAAAGAACUUGAGAUUUCUCUGUAAUUGACUCAAUUUUAAUUUUCAAAACAAAUCUGCAGCACAAAAAAAAAAAAACUCUCUUAAACCGCUGCGAUUAGUUUCCUGUUGGACGGGCUGAAGGUUAUUAUGAAUAACACAUGUACAGAUUCCUCUAUUUGCUGUCAGAGUCCCCCCCCCCCCCCC